AAAUGCAGUCAACAUAAUAAAGUGUUGUGAAUCAAAGCCUGGCCUGUCAUUUCCUGUAAAAUAUGUGAUGGACACAAAGCACAUAAAACAAUCUUACUAAAGAGCUGGCAAAAUGUAUUUCUCAAAAAAACCCAAAAACUGUUAAUCCAGUCCAACGGUUGAAAAAUGAUCUUUGACUAACUAAAAUAACUGAUUAGAUACAUAAUUAAAGAAUGUUUUUAUGGUUUGCAGAAUGGAUUAAUAAUUGGGGGAUGGGGGGUAGAGCUUGCCCCUGAGCAUCAUUUAUUCUACCACCUUCUCUGCCUGUGCUGGUAUGUGUUUCGGAGGCGUUGAAAGGGAGUGAUUUGGAGGGAGAGGAGCAAUGGCGAACAAACAGACCCCCCCUCCCACCGCCUCCUUCCAAAAGAAAAAUGUAAAUAAAACCCCAGAAUGAGGCGGUCCCCUUCAGACCUUCUCGAUCAAUCACAAGAGUGACGGUGACUUCUCUUGAUAAAAAGAGGAAAAAAGAAGAAGAAGAAAAAAAACACCUAAAUUGUCAUUGGGCAGAAGCAAUCAUGUGACAAGCGGAACGCUCUAAUUCCAAGCAUGUCUCAAUGAAAGCAUUACUCCAUGGCGCAGAGGUCUCCACACGGCUGUCAGAAUAAACAGCGUUUUAAUUCCCGAUCGCCCGUUUCUACGCAGAAUCUGCGCGCUUUUUCCAGAACGAGGAGCAGGAGGAGAUGAAUUACGAAUUCGGGCGAGAGAGCGGUUUCAUCAACAGCCGGCCUUCGCUCGCUGAGUGCCUGACAUCUCUCACUAACCCCGUCGGUGAUGCGUUUCAAAGUCCAUCAAUCAAGGGCUCGACACUGAUUCCUCCUUCCCCCCUUGAGCAGACCAUCGGCGGCUCGAAGCCCAGCGUCCACCCACGCUGCAAGCGGGCUCUGAAAGGCUGCGGUCCGCUGCGGGGUGCGUCCCUGCCCACGGAGUACCCGUGGAUGAAGGAGAAGAAAAGCGUCAAGAGGAGCCAGACUACCGCUUCUUCCGCCGCUGCCGCAGCAUCUGACCUCUCUCCCCAAGGCAAGACGGGGUUGAUUAAUAACCUUCCUCCUCAAAAGGCUCCUCGUUUUUCUCCUGAGAGACCAGAGACUGCUGAGUUUGUGGGGACAUCCAGGAGACUGAGGACCGCGUACACCAAUACCCAACUCCUGGAGCUGGAGAAGGAGUUUCAUUUUAACAAAUACCUCUGCAGACCCAGGCGGGUAGAGAUAUCUGCGCUGUUGGAUUUAACGGAGAAGCAGGUGAAAGUGUGGUUUCAGAACAGGCGAAUGAAGCACAAAAGGCAGACCCAGUGCAAGGAGAACAGGGACAGCGAUGGCAAGUACUCUGCGGGACUGGGGGACGAUUUGGAGCCGGCUGAGGAAAGCGGCGAGGACUGCGCGCUCCUGCAGAAGGAGCGGUCCGGCCUCCACCAACACACACUGACUUCACAACGGUGUCAAAACGGACACAAUGACCAGGACCACAGCCCUCCGAGCAGCACUGAGAAAAAUUUAAAGCAUCUUAGCAGCCCAGCACCCAUCGGCGUGUCAACAAUAGGCCCGGACAACUCAAUGCAGGAUUACAUUUUCUCCUCAUCGUCCUUUUUCUCAUCGGAUUCAUCACAGAGUCCGCUGCCUUUAUCAUCUGUAACUUUUGACCUUUUGUCAGAGACACUCACAACAAUGGACCUGCAAAAUCUCAGCUACUGAAAUCUGUUCUAUUAUUAUCAUUAUUAUUAUUAUUAAAUGCAUUUAUUCAGUUUAUCGUGUGGGUGGGAGAUUUACAAAAAAAAAAGGACCUCGCAAAAAGGUGAGUCAAUGGACAUUUUUCAACACACAUUCUGGUUUAUUUUUAUAUGGAUCUGAGAUUAUUAUAUUUCUUGAAAUAAACUUUUACAAUUAUUGGGAA
This is a messenger RNA of Xiphophorus couchianus (Monterrey platyfish), 1926 nucleotides long. It is a transcript of the gene hoxa2b, whose product is annotated as homeobox A2b. The record is from RefSeq and is a predicted model, not a curated record. Lineage: Eukaryota; Metazoa; Chordata; Actinopteri; Cyprinodontiformes; Poeciliidae. The coding region runs from base 720 to 1727 and encodes 335 amino acids. Gene Ontology annotation, cellular component: nucleus. Gene Ontology annotation, biological process: regulation of transcription by RNA polymerase II. The transcript is spliced from 2 exons. Gene Ontology annotation, molecular function: DNA-binding transcription factor activity, RNA polymerase II-specific; RNA polymerase II cis-regulatory region sequence-specific DNA binding.